CCUCAGAUUAUUGGGAGUACAACUGUUAAGAAGGGAGAUGUUCUGAAUUUGACCUGCAGUGCUGAGAGUUUCCCUCCAGCUCUUAUCAUGUGGAAAAAACGUAGCUCCAACACAAACCUUCUGAGUGGAAAUUACACUGACCUGCACAAUGGCACUGGAUCAUCUACACUUGUCAUUCAUAAUGUGACAGCUGAGUAUUCUGGACAAUAUGUCUGCACAGCGAAAUAUCUGGACAAAGCCAUUACUAUACAUGCCAGUGUGACUGUGACUUGGUUUUCAGAGACCCAGGAUGGCUCUGGAUGUGUGCUUCAGUCAGAGGUUUUGACCUGUGUGUGUAUCAGUGAAGGGUUUCCUUUACCUACCAUCAAAUGGCCGCUCCUAAAGAACCACACUGAGUAUUCUGUCAUUACUAUGGUCUCUAAACACACAGUCAACAGCACUGUCAGUGUAACUGUAAACAAACAUAGCAACAGCACUGUGGAAUGUGUGAGUAACAAUGGAAAUGGAGAGAAUAGAGAAAACCUACUGAUCCACCAAAACUUGCCUGAAAAACAUGAGCAAUCGUCUAAUUUAAGGCAGGGAUACAUGAAAGUCAUCAUUGGCAUUUUGGCUGCAGUAGUUCUUUCAGCAAUCGUUUGCUGUUUUACCAAAAAUUGGUACAGAAAAAAUCAGAAGACCUCAAAAAAUUCAGAUGAGACUUUGGAGAUGGAGAAACAUCAAGAUGAUAAACUGCAGUGCCAGGAAAGCAGCAAAGAGGCAAGAGAGGACAAAGACGGAGUAUGCUGAAAUCAAAAAAGCAGUAAAAGCAGAACAGGUAGAAGAUGCUUGAGAAGGAAAGGGAAAUGUUGGAGGCCAAAGAAGAGAAGGAGAUGGAGUUGGAGAUGAAACAUUGUCAACCAGAAAAAGAGGAAGGAGAAGAUGAAGCUGUGUACUCCACUGUGAAUGAUCCCACUUAUUCUACUGUCACUGUGUCUUUUUUCUUUAAAUAACCCAAAUAAAGUUCUCUGCAGGUAGUUAGACACUUCAUUAAGUGUAUAUGUAAGAUCCCAAGGACCACCUCAAUGAUCUGUGCCCUAAGAUAUAAUGCGGUUUUCUUUUACAUGUUUUAUUUGACAAGAAUAAAUCUAUACUUUAAAUUUUCCAUCUAGUCAGAAAAAAUAACUUUGUAGGGCUAAUAUGAUUCCUUUUUAGAAAUGUUAUUUAAGACUUAGCCCACAGUAAACAUCGAGAUUUUUUUUUAAUAUUACAAAAUCUUGACAUAUAUGUUGGUGACAAUACAGUGUCCAGACAAAGACAAUAUACUUAAGAUUGUGUCUUUAUCCAAAAAAAAAAAGAAAAGAAGAAAAGAAAAAUCAAUUAAACAUUCUAGAAAAGUGUGGCCUAUACUUUUUGUGGUUUGAGUUGAUUUUUAAUGGUCUCUGCUCAUUUUCAUUUAUUAUUCUUUGUUGUUUUGCUAACAAAAUAAGACCUUUUUGCUUUCUUUGGCCAUUCAUUGUGCUCACCAGAAAGUGGCAGAGUAAACCCAUUACCCAUGUGAAAUUAUAAGUCAAGUAGAUGUGUGGUCUGUUAUCACUGGUGCUGCCUGGCUGCAGAUUUUGUAU
Molecule: messenger RNA, 1601 nt
Organism: Maylandia zebra (zebra mbuna)
Lineage: Eukaryota; Metazoa; Chordata; Actinopteri; Cichliformes; Cichlidae
Source: RefSeq, a predicted model, not a curated record